This is a messenger RNA of Caenorhabditis angaria, 681 nucleotides long. NCBI's taxonomy places the organism in Eukaryota, Metazoa, Nematoda, Chromadorea, Rhabditida, Rhabditidae. The record is from the annotation of a GenBank genome assembly.
AUGUCAUUUUAUGAGCAAGUUUCAUGGGCACAGAAUCCGCUAUUUCGCGCCUAUUGGCAACACUAUGAAGCGUGUCAAAAAUGGAGGCAACAACAUUUGAUAAAUUCGAAAAAAGCGGAAUGUUUGGCGAAGCCGUCGACGAGUUAUGAAGUGGGAAAAGAGAAAAAAUUGAAGAACAGGAAACUCGGAAGGAAAGAGGAGAAAAAGCAAAAUGUGUGGAAUUUGGAAGAGAUUUUUGAGGUGAAACCAGAGAAAAUUGAGGAAAAUUUGGAGGAAGAAGAAGAGAUGAGUGAAGAAAUGAAGGAGUUUUUCGAGAAAACAUUGGCGCAUAGAAAAGAACGUGAUGAAAAACGAAAAGCUCUGCAAAAUUCGGACAAAUCGUGGCUUCAAGAUCAAGAUGAUGAAUAUGUAAAUGUGGAGAAGAUAAAAAUCCGAGGACGCGCGAAAAAAUCUGCAAAACCGGUUGACGAACAAGCGGCAACUAUUGAAAGACGAAAAACUGCUCAAAAUCUAUAUGGAAGCGCGAAAAGUGAUCAGAUUCUGGCGAUGGAAACGGUUUUAGAGCUGAAUUUUGAGAAUGUAGGGUUUCCAAGGGGAGAUUUUGAGUAAAUUGUGUUUUUUUUCCAGGAAUACGCCAAAUCAACACCUCAAAUGUGGCCAAAUAUACCAUUUCAUUUUUGA